GUGGCAAAUAGUUCCCCCUCCCUGCUCACGUCACUAGGGGGUAAUGGCUCUCACACACUACGAGCUGGUUCUGUCCAUCCUCAGAAAGCUGGGCAAAGGCGACUUUAAACUUUUCAGAAACUAUCUGAAGAAUGAAGACUUUAUGAAAAGUUACGAGUACACAGCUAUUCCCUGGUCAGACCUGGAGGAGGCAGAUUGUAUGGACGUGACAAACCUCCUGAUCAGUCACUACACAAAGGAGAAAGCCCCGACUGUCACUUUCCAUGUGCUGGAGGCCAUGAAGCAGCCGGACCUGGCUCUACAACUCCGGCAAGAUGCUGAGAGCAUGGAAGUCUGCCAAAGAUGAAGCUUCUGUGCCCCCUCUGUGUCAGGGGUUUGGAGUUACAGGUCCCCCAGGAUGGCGCUCAGUCACCGGUCACUCAUUCCUUAUUGAGUCAUUAUUCCACUUUUAUAUCUUCACAUUUUUCCACUUUUAUAAUUGCUCAUUACAUAUAAGAAUUAAGGAGCACAGGCUGACGUGGCUAUGAAUAAAGGCUGUGAUUUGGGUA
Molecule: messenger RNA, 548 nt
Organism: Pseudophryne corroboree (corroboree frog)
Lineage: Eukaryota; Metazoa; Chordata; Amphibia; Anura; Myobatrachidae
Product: NACHT, LRR and PYD domains-containing protein 4-like
Exons: 2
Coding region: 44-346 (100 amino acids)
Source: RefSeq, a predicted model, not a curated record